AUGGGUACUAGAUAUAUUAACGAGGAAAAUGCAGAAUUACACGAAGUACACAGUUUUGCUAUUCACGAGGAUUAUAACAAAUUUAUUCCAUUCUACGCGGAUAUUGCUCUCAUUUUUGUAAAGGAGCCGAUUAACUUCGGGGCAAGAAAAAAGAAGGCUUUGCUGGCUAGUAACGACGAUUGGAUGAAAAAAACUAAUAACGAUAUCGUUGCUAUUGGUUGGGGAAUGACAAAAUAUGGAGGACAAAUAUCAGAGCUAGGUCUGUUGCGAACGACCUUGCGAUACGUUGCCAGACGAGAAUGCGGAAAGCUACAUAAACUUAAACUUACUGACGAUAUGUUCUGUUUGUAUGGCGAUGGGAGGCGAGACACUUGUAAGGGAGACUCGGGAGGUGGCAUUGUUUGGAACAGAACUGUCAUCGGAAUUGUAUCCCAUGGGGAAGGAUGUGCCAAGAAAGACAAGCCUAGUGUUUAUAUAAGUGUGAGUUUCCACCGGAAAUGGAUCGAAAGAACUGUUACAGAGUUUAUGAAAACAUAUUGUAAUUAAUUCCAGCCAAUAAACUUGUAUCAUAAACAUUUGUGAUUUGCGUAAUAAUAAUUAAUUUGUAUAUGAAGUAUAAAAGUAAAAUUAAC
This is a messenger RNA of Melitaea cinxia (Glanville fritillary), 632 nucleotides long. Its product is annotated as coagulation factor X-like. NCBI's taxonomy places the organism in Eukaryota, Metazoa, Arthropoda, Insecta, Lepidoptera, Nymphalidae. The transcript has 4 exons. The record is from RefSeq and is a predicted model, not a curated record. Gene Ontology annotation, molecular function: serine-type endopeptidase activity. The coding region runs from base 1 to 546 and encodes 181 amino acids. Gene Ontology annotation, biological process: proteolysis.